Thrips palmi is the source of this 1515-nucleotide messenger RNA. RefSeq lists its product as uncharacterized. Bases 15 to 1124 code for a protein of 369 amino acids. NCBI's taxonomy places the organism in Eukaryota, Metazoa, Arthropoda, Insecta, Thysanoptera, Thripidae. The record is from RefSeq and is a predicted model, not a curated record. The transcript has a single exon.
CGUGAUUACGUAAUAUGUGGACGACCCCCAACAAGUCCUCCAUGGCGCGCGCCGUACGCAGGGUCAAGCGGUCAUCACUGCCAGAGGACCCCAAGGACAUCGAUGACCUGGUCGAGAUCGCCGAGAAGUACCAGAGGGUGGAUGGCCAGAGGUGGCUGCUUUUCUUCGAUCGUGACGCUGAGGACAAGAUGAUCGUGCUUGCUACGAACCGCCAUUUGCGGUACUUGGCUAAGGCUAAGUACUGGAUAAUGGACGGAACAUUCAAGUCUGCGCCCAGUGUGUUCUACCAACUUUACACCAUACACGGCCAGGUUCACGGGCAGUGGUUCCCCUUGGUCAUGGUUCUCAUGACCAAGAAGACGAAGGAGUUGUAUAUAGAGAUUCUGGAACUUCUCAAACAUGAAGUAAGUGUCCGUCUCCACAAGAGGCUGGCUCCUGAGUAUGUCUCGACAGAUUAUGAAGAGGCCGUCAUCAGAGCGGUGAUGGCCGUUUUUCCUGACGCGGACAUCGCUCGCUGCCUUUUCCACCUGGGGCAGUCGUAUUGGAGGAGACUCCAAAACGAAGGGCUUGCAGUGGAGUACCGCCAAGAGGCCAACGAGGACAUGCGCACCUCGUUCCACUCUCUGAUAGCCGUCGCCUUCUGCCACCUGGACGACGUGAAGAAUGUUUUCGAUGAGCUACGCAGGGAGGCGCCGGCUGCACUUCGCCCAGUAUUCAAGUAUGUGGACGAGAAGUACAUCCGUGGUUGCAGGCGGAGACACGGCCGCCGGACUCCGGUGUUCCCCCCGGAGUGGUGGAACUGUCACGAGAGAGCCCUGGGUGACCUGCCGAGGACAACAAACAGCGUCGAGGCGUGGCAUCGCAGGCUGAACACCAUCAUGGGCAAGGCGCACCCCACCCUCUACUUUGCCCUUGACCAGCUGCAGUCAGAGGUCAUGGAGGUGGAGUGGGACAUUGAGCGGCUGGGCAGCGGACGGUCGCCUGAAAAGAAGAAGCGCAACCAGUACGUGCUGAUGGACGCCCGCAUCAGCCGUGUCAUGGAGCGCUACGACCAAUACAAGGAGGACGGAGAAAUGCUGGAGUUCCUGAAGGCCGUCGGCCACAACAUCGCCGGAAACCUGUGAUGGAGCGCAACCCUGAACUUGAACCCUGAACCCUGAAUUUGAAUAAAUAUUUGCUUUUUCGAUUUUUUUUAUUGUGGUCAGUUUUUAGGGGUCAGAGUGUGGCCAGUAUGUAUGUGGGGUCAGAGUGCGAAGUGGUCACUUGUCAGUGGUGAGUGGGGGACGUGGUCAGUGAGAGUGUGGUCGGCUGUCGGGUGAUUCCGUGCGUAGGGGGUCAUUUCAGGUCACCGGGGCCUUGAGCCUGAACUGAGGGUGAUUUGGUAGCUUCGGCAAUUCAAAUUUGUUUUACUAAACGAUGACCAUGUCCUCAUGUGGAUAAGUCAAUCUAACUUUUGAUUUUCUAGGUUUUGUAAGCUGCUAAAGUGUCGUUUUGUAAGUUCCGUCAUGGUCACCG